AUGUCUCCUCUUGCCUCCCCUCGCCAGCUCCCCACCUCCCAAGUGUGUGAACACGAAAACAAUACGAGUAAAGCUCAAUCGGGGGGAGCUAGGACCCGCCGGGAGCCCCAGUGUGCGGGAGAUGGGGGUCAGGACGUGCCCGUCACGGGCAAAGCGGCUCCGGGCAUCCUCAUCGUCGUCCCUCGGGGCGGCUCUGGCCAGCCGGCCCGGGCCCCCCAGGCCUGCAGCUGCGGGCGCCGAGGCGAUCACCGCGCUGCAGAGCUGCGCGCCCGACGGCGGCGGCGCUGCUCGGCCCGGCCGCGCUCCGGCCCGCUUGCCGUCUGCCAAUGGGAGGUGUCAGGGUGCCUCCGCCGGCGGCCUCGGGGGCGGGGCCGCGGGAGCCCGUGGGAAACCGAACUCCGAUUGGGCCGCCUGACAAUCGCUCCGCCUCCGGCCGGCCAAUCAAAGACGGCGGAUACAGGAGCGGGGCGUUCGGAGUUGGGCUGGAGAGCGACAACAGGCGCACGCUGGGUACCCGGGCUGCAUCCCGGCUUGGCGCGCGCGGCUGGAAGGAUGCGGGCGCUGCGCGCUCCGGGGCUGCCUUCCCACGAGGCUCCGGCGGCCAGGCUAGGGAGAGGGGGAAAGCAGAGGAGGCGCGGCUGGCCGGGCAUCGGUGCGGGAGCUCCUAACAAAGCAGCUUUGGGAGGGCCGAGCGCCUCCGCCUCCUCCCGCAAUAGGUCCGCGAAGCUGCCUGUCACCCUGCAUAGGUGGAGGUGGCCAAUGACGUACAGAGAAGGAGCUCGAGUUGGCGCGCGCGCGCGGCUCGGCAUCGGUGGGAUUGGUCGGAGGUAAAGGAUUUUCCUGCCACCUAAGGCAGAGAGGAAAGGGGAACGGAACGGGGGAGGGGAAGAGCCAAAAUACGUUGUACCUGCGACACGUGGUCUGGCUUGGAAGGCGUGUGCCUGCUUCCAGAGGGAGACGAGAACUUUUUUGCUAGGGAAAAAAAACCCUCACGUAAUCCCUCCCUGUGGAUGCUAGGGGAUGUUAGCGCUAACCAGGCGCCAGGUAGGGCACGGUGGCCUUAACCGAGUCCUGGGGGGUCCAGGACGCACCGGUUGACUCACCUUGCCCGGCUAGUGAACCUGCAAUCACAGCGUGGGCUCGGGCCUCACAUUCACCUACUGGGGCAGAGUACCUGACUCGGGCACGGUUCGCACAGACCUCCUGGUCUCUUCUGUAAAAUGCGGAAACGAGGUUUGCCGUUUACCUUUCGCGAAGUCGUGAGGGACACGGAAACCGGGACGCUGAUUGUAGAGACUCAAACGAAAGCUCGCCCCCACACCGGGCAGUGCUUCCUCCUCACUUUAAAUGCUUUGGACUUCGCCGUUGUGAACAAAGGCUGCGGGGAAUAUUCGUUACAACAGAUGCGGUGGCCGCGUUCGCACCGAGGAAGGCCAGCGCUCCCACCCCCACCCCCACCUCGUGGUUAUCUGGUCGAAAACAAGGAAUUCCCUGUGUCAGAGAGUAAACCUAAACUGGAAAAUUAAAAGUCAUCCUUGACUUCUCCCUCCUCCUCCUCCUCCCCUCUAUUCCUGCCAACCUCCCCAAUCCAUGCCCUCCUCCUGGUCCUCUCUCACUAGACCACAUCAAAGACUUCCCAUGUCUUUCUACCCCAGGCCUUGCCUCCUGAAAUCUAUUCUCCACUUGGCGGAAAAGUCUCAUUUUGCUGACUCCCCUCUGGAUCGCUUCCCUUUGCCCAGAGCCCCCCCUGCCCCCAUGCUUUCCUUUCACUUGACUGCUUCUUACCCAUUCUUCGGAUCCCAACUUCGCAGGCAGGGCAUUGAUGCAGUAGAAGUUUGCUGAACUCCAGCUGUGCAGCAGACAGUCUUGUGGGAGCAUCUGUAUCCAGUCGAGGUUAGAUACCCACAUCCCCCACCCCCGGUGUUCCCAUGUGUUACAACGGGGCUGAAAUUGCCCGUUAAUUGUGCUCUCCCCCCACCACCACAGCACUCCAUUGCAUCCGGAAUCUUAUCUGCCUUGUAUCUGCUGUGUCCCAGUGCCUAGCAUAGUACUUGGCACAUUUGGGGCUCUCCAAAAUACUUAAUCAAUGAACUAUAGAGGAGCUGUAAUGAGAGACGAGCUUUGAAGAUCUGAAGUGCUUCUGAAACAUCAGUUUGAGAAGAAUGGUUGGGAUAGUAGAUCUCAGAGUGAUAGGCCCACCAGGUCCUGUGAUGGGUGUUACAGCGAAGUUUUUGAGUGAGGUUUGAGAGAUUUUCCAAAAGACACCCUUUCAAAAGACUGCCUUUAUAUCAGCCAAUACCUUGCCCAAGCUUCUCAAGGGAGAAUCCUUCCUUUGUGAAGCUUUUCAUCCCAGGAGAAAGAGCAAUGUCUUACAAGUUCUUAACCUGUUACCAGACACCAUCUUAGAAGGGGAAUAUAAUAUAUAUAUAUUGGAAGGGGAAUAUAUCCAUAUAUGUGUGUGUAUAUAUAUAUACGUACAUAUAUACAUAUAUAUGUGAAAAUUAGUAGACGGUUUCCGCCUAAGGAUGUUCAGAAAUACGUUUGGCUAUGCUCUGGAAUCAGGCUGCCUAGUUUCAAGUCAGCUUUGUCAUUUUCUAGCUGUGACCUUGGGCAAAUUAUUUCAGACCUCUGUGCCUCAGUUUCUCCAUCUAUAUAAUUGAGAUGAUAAUAGUGCCCACCGCAUAGGGUUGGUAUGAAGAUGAAUGAGUUAAUAUUAGUAAUGUGCUUAGAAGAGUGCCUGGCACAUGGCAUUAUGGCAUUAAAUAAUGUUUACUAGGGGCUGGCCCCAUGGCAUAGUGGUUGAGU
Equus caballus (horse) is the source of this 2805-nucleotide messenger RNA. NCBI's taxonomy places the organism in Eukaryota, Metazoa, Chordata, Mammalia, Perissodactyla, Equidae. The record is from RefSeq and is a predicted model, not a curated record.